This is a messenger RNA of Penicillium riverlandense, 780 nucleotides long. RefSeq lists its product as uncharacterized. NCBI's taxonomy places the organism in Eukaryota, Fungi, Ascomycota, Eurotiomycetes, Eurotiales, Aspergillaceae. The record is from RefSeq and is a predicted model, not a curated record. The transcript has a single exon. The coding region runs from base 1 to 780 and encodes 259 amino acids.
AUGUCGCCACGAGAUAACACCGCCUGCCUGCCCACACGGCGACGCCCCUCGUUAACGCUUCGGCCGCGCGCCCGGACAACCGCGCAUGUCACCUUUCCGUCCAAAGAGUUGUGUUUCGAGUCGUGGCGGGAGCCCUCCCUGGUGGAGAUUUGCCAUGAACCGGUGGUGGUGGAAGAAAUGGAUGAUUUUCCCGAGGCUGUGCCUCGGCGUCGCGGCACCAAGAGUUUCUCGAGCUUGCGACACCCUAUGGACGGGCUGGUGGCGCUCGGUCGUCGGCUGUCCGUGUCCCUUCGCAACAAGUCCUCGAAGCAGACGUUGUACGCCCCGGAUGAGGACGAGGAUAAUCAGUGCCCCCACUGCCACCGUUCGAGUCAUAAGCGCCACAUUUCCAGCAGCUGGGACUCGAAGGCGUGGAAUGCGUGGUCCAAGGACCACAGCAUCAAUCGCCGCCCCUCGCUCAACAGCGUGUCUGCCCUUCAAAGCUUCUAUGCUCCCACCGCUUCCGUAAAAGGUCCCAUCCCUGGUCAUGGAUUGGAGCCGCCGGUUUUCCCCAAUGACGUCUAUUCCGGGGCGGCGGCGCGCGCUGCCGCCGCUGCGCAGAAUCAAAUGGCCAAGGCGGAGCGGGAGGCCGCGAAGAAAGUCGAUAUCUAUCUGACACAGGACUCGGAGAGCGGCAUCGGAAUCGAUCUCCGUGACCGCUCCGAGCUCUCGGAUGUCGAAUUGGCUCUCUUGCGUCUCGGUAAGGACUCAUACUGGAUUUUAUUCCAAGGCGAUUGCUAA